UCAUUUGAGAAAAAGGUUGACAAGUUUAAUAUAAUUUUCAAAGUUCAUAAUUUUAUUCUCAUUGUAGUAUAUAGAUUAGCUUAGGUUUCUUGUCAUAUUUUCCUUUUUAUCCCAUGUCGGUGAACAGUUUGUUGACAUGAAAGACUACAUGGACAAGUCAAUUAUGAAUUUACUUAAAGAUCUAAAGUCCAUGUUUGGCAGGCAAACUGAAACUCCUGAAGCUAAGAUGUCUGGCAGUGUUAAGGAUGUUACAAAAGAACCAAAGACAAGCAACAAGAAUGAUGGACUUCAGCACAACCUAUAUUUUCAUUUUGAUGAACCGAUAGGUGAUUUUGACAUUGGUGGGCAGGAUGUAAGUGAGCAAAUAUCCAAUCACAUUGUAGUAGAUGCAUCUGCUUUGAAGAAUGGGAUUAAUGCUUCUAUUCCAGUUGGUGAGCAAGUUGGAGAUGGUGAAGCAUGUGAUAAAUAUAUAGUUGACCCAGACGAAUUGAAGAGUCAUCCUAUUGAUACUCUGAUUUCAGAACAUAAUCUAGAUGAUGUGGUUGCUGACAUUGAUAAGUUGGGUGCUUUGGGCAAUUCUGCCACUAAGACCCCUACCCUUGAUGAUUUUGAAAUGCCUCCAUUUACCGAGUCUCAAAUAGUAGCGAUUGAAACCAAAGGUGGUGACAUCGUUACACCUGAACAACAAGCAAGAAAUAGAAAUCCUGGACCGUAUGGUAAAUCACCAUACACUGAUUUUAGUUCAGGCGGCAGCAGCACAAUCAAUUCUCCUACAUACUUUCACAUUAAACACCCAUUCACAAAUUGCAUUGGCUUUGAUGUUGACAAUGAUCUGAUCACCGAAUUUAAGGAUUGGGUGAAAUCGAAAAUGUCUACAAGACAUGGGAGGGAAUCAGUGUUAUCUAAAAAGGCCAAUAAGAUUGUGAAUCCUUUUAAUAUGGGAGUUGAUACAGUCAACAAAAUGGAGUGGUUCCACACUAUACUGACUACUGGAAAGUGUUGGCAAGACUCGGUACGUUGUCUUGAACCUAUAAAUUGUCUGACUAUGAUUUUUGACUUCCACAGUGUAUGA
Messenger RNA from Lycium barbarum (goji berry), 1072 nucleotides. RefSeq lists its product as uncharacterized. NCBI's taxonomy places the organism in Eukaryota, Viridiplantae, Streptophyta, Magnoliopsida, Solanales, Solanaceae. The record is from RefSeq and is a predicted model, not a curated record. Bases 137 to 1072 code for a protein of 311 amino acids. The transcript has 5 exons.